AUGGAUGAGGGAUACGAUCCUGAGUACCUGGCAGUGGAGAAAGCGCUGGGAUUCCGACCGGGGUUGAGCGGUACUACUGAAGAAAAAGCGGCACAGUACAAUCAGAUUGUCAAUGGCCUUGCUGCUCAAUGGCCGAAGGAAGAGUCGGUAGAAACUCGAGAAGAGACGAUUGACCAAAACGUAAAGGCCCGAAUCUACACACCAAAGGAUGCUGGCGAUUCCAGGCUGCCAGUAGCCGUCUUCUAUCACGGUGGAGGAUGGAUUUCCGGCACCCUGGACAGCGAGGAUCCGCACUGUCGCAUAGUUGCACGUGACACUCCUUGUGUGGUGGUCUCCAUAGAGUACCGGUUGGCACCUUAUCACCCAAUGCCAGCCCCGAUUGAUGAUUGUGUGAUCGGGUUUGAAUGGGCAUUUGAGUUUGCAGACAAAAUCCACGGCGACCGCGACAAAUACUUCACCUGGGGGGGCUCGGCGGGCGGUCAGCUUGCUUUGGCAGUAGUUAACCGUCUUGUUGCAUCCGGCAGACGCUCUCAAGUCCAAGGCUGUAUUGCUGUGAACCCGAUCACUUGCCAUCCGGACAACUGUCCGGGGCAGUACAAGAACAUAUACACAUCAUAUAAGGAAAAUGGCGUCGGCGUGCCCAUUGUGAACGCUUCUGACGUGAGGGAUGCUCUCGCGGCUGCGGCCUCAAAGCCGGAUGAUACGGGUACCUUUCCAGCCCUCAGUCCCCAUUUGAGAGACUUCCCACCGGUCUGGAUCGCCACCUGUGGGAAGGAUUGCUUGCGUGAUGAUGGAGUAGUCAUGGUGAAAUUGCUUGAGGAUGCGGGUGUCAAGGUUAAGCGAGUUCAUUAUGAUGGCUUCCCUCAUUACUUCCACGUGCUUCCUAUGAUUAAUAAGAGUCAGGUACUGCUGCAGGAUAUCGUAGAUGGUGUACGGUUUGUGUUGGGUUAG
Molecule: messenger RNA, 951 nt
Organism: Coniosporium apollinis CBS 100218
Lineage: Eukaryota; Fungi; Ascomycota; Dothideomycetes
Exons: 5
Coding region: 1-951 (316 amino acids)
Molecular function (GO): hydrolase activity
Source: RefSeq, a predicted model, not a curated record